This is a messenger RNA of Emys orbicularis (European pond turtle), 9369 nucleotides long. It is a transcript of the gene NSD1, whose product is annotated as nuclear receptor binding SET domain protein 1. The record is from RefSeq and is a predicted model, not a curated record. Gene Ontology annotation, molecular function: protein binding; histone methyltransferase activity. The transcript is spliced from 22 exons. Gene Ontology annotation, cellular component: nucleus. Bases 74 to 6817 code for a protein of 2247 amino acids. Lineage: Eukaryota; Metazoa; Chordata; Testudines; Emydidae.
GGCUAAGUUCAACAGACGACCGUGGUGGCCCUGCACAAUCUGUCAUGAUCCAGUGCUCGACUGUCACUCAAAAAUGAAAGUUUCCAAUCGGAGACCAUAUCGAGAGUACUACGUAGAUGCCUUAGGAGACCCUUCUGAGAAAGCCUGGGUUGCAGGAAAAGCUAUUGUACUUUUUGAAGGCAGAUAUCAGUUUGAAGAGCUACCUGUCCUUCGGAGAAGAGGGAAGCAAAAAGAAAAAGGCUACAAGCACAAGGUUCCUCAGAGGUUUGUGGCGAAAUGGGAAGUCAGUGUUGGACAUGCGGAAGAAUUCCUUCUCAAGGAGACCGAGGAUCAAAAGUGUAGUCAGAAUCCCAGCAAGCUGAAGAGUGAGGCUGUGCUGUUGGAAUCCUGCACUAAUGGCCCUGGAAUGGAACCGGACAGGCAGCUGAACGGCUGUUUUAAAUCAUUGGCGUUUGACUCCAAACACUUAGCCAGGGAGAAGGGGAGGUCGUGCACUAAAUCACAAGCGAAAAAGAGCUCAGACAGCAGGAAAAGGACUAGAGUAAAAAAGAGCAGCACCAGACUGGAAGCAUCUAGGAGAGAAAUUGGAGGAAAGGCCCCAGAGAACAUCAUUAGAAACAGGGUUGCUGGGGACCUGCCGGAUAAACACGCAUCCCAUGAACUUUGCCGGAUAGCAAACAGCCUCACAGCCUCCAAUGGUGCCGUGGAAAACUACUUGCUCUCUUCUUUUGGAGAAAGACGUUUUGAAAAGACAACCUUGAAACAGGAGUAUCCGGCUCCUCAUGGUGACUCCCUACGGGACACACUGAAAGGGGAUUUGCUUUCUAGCAGCUCUACAGAGAAAGAGAAAAGCCCCGUAGGCAUUCUUUGCAGUUCCAAAUUACAGGUACACUAUUCGACAGCUGACACUUCUAUUGAGAAAAAGCAAACGGAGUCCGAUUCGCUGACUUCCUUCUCAGAUGAUGGGACUAGUGAUCUAGAUACAGGGGACCAAAGUUCUGAGGCAGCCUGCAGUGCCCUGGAGAUUAGUGACUCUGCAGAUAAAGAAGAAAAGGAAUUCUUUCCAGGGAUGAGGGGAAACAGUAAAUGUUCCAUGUAUCUCUCACAAAACAGCAACAGAAGAGCUAGGAAAAGGUCAUCUAGAGAUCACAGAACUCCAGCAGGCCCUAGAGGUGGCAGGAGUGAUGCUGAAUCUGUGGAUGGGGAGCUCCAAGGAGCAGUCUCGGACACUGAGAUGCCUGUUAUUGCUCUGGAGUGUACUUCAGCUAUGAGAAAUGACCAUCUUUCCCUUGCAGAUAAGCACCCUACACCCCAGAAUGUUUGCCGGGAGAGCUCCCACACUGGGAUUACAAAUCAACUGAAUCUACACCUGAAAAACAUCAAAGUGCCCCGGCUCAUAAGUAUAAGAAGCAAACACAAGGAGAGUGCUGCUGGGACAGAACCCCCUCUGCUAGAAGAGGAAUGUGGUGUGAAUUGCUGCUCUUCUGACACCAAAGGUUUCACUGGUCCACCUGCCAAGAGCGGGAAAGUUGAUAGUCAGGAACCAUUAAAUAAUGUGCAUGAGAGAGCCAGGGAUUCUGCUGAAAUAGAGACCGCCGUGGUGAAGCAUGUCCUCUCAGAGCUGAAGGAACUGUCCUUUAGGUCCCUUGGUGAUGAAGCUAGUGACUAUGGGGCACCUAAGACCACAGCACCCUUACUCUUCUCUUCUGCCUCUGGGCAGAGUCGUUUGCCCAUUGAGCCAGACUACAAAUUCAGCACCUUGCUAAUGAUGUUGAAAGAUAUGCAUGAUAGUAAGACAAAAGAGCAGCAGCUGAUGUCAGCUCAGAAUAUGGUCCCGUAUCGAAAUGCUGGCAUGAGCAGCUCCUCUGGAAGUAAUUCUGCAAGUGGCUUGAAGGGUUUGGGUACAAAAGGACCUGCUUAUAAAUUAGAAAAAAAUGGGGAUUGCGUUCUGGAAGCAACAUGUCAGAACCCCAGUGCGAGUGAAUCCUCUUUUUCGUGCAGCACUACAGCCAAGAUAACUGGGCGGAGUACUAACAAAAGGGAGCCCACAGAUCCUGCUCUUUCUGGUACGAAUGGCACAAACUGCAUCUCAAGACACAACUGUUCACAGUCUAAGCAGUCAUCCAAGCUAGUAGAUAAUGCAACAUCAGUCAGAAAGGAUUUAAAUCUAGAAGGGCUGAGCAAGCCUCUAAAUCAGGUCUCCAGUAAUAUAGCGGAGAAAGCAUCCCUCCCACGCAGGGAUAGGCAGGGAUUGGUUCCUAGUCUUGUUUAUAAUGAAAUAGAAGAAACUGCAAGGAAAGAGUCUCUUGAGUUAAUGGAGCACUCCACUGAUGAAGACUCUGCAUGUUCAUCUGAUGACAAUUUAGAUCAUAUCAGGAAGAGGCCUGAACCUGAUAAAAAUACUGAGAGUUGCACUUCUGCUGAAAAUGCAUAUUCAGAAAAGAAACGCCUUAGAAAGCCGAGCAAACGGCUUCUGGAAUAUGCAGAAGAAUAUGAUCAGAUAUUUGCACCUAAGAAAAAAUCAAAGAAGGGCCAGGAGCAAUUGCAAAGGGUGAGUUCCCGGGAGAGGUCUGAGUUCAAGGGAGAGGAAAGGCUUCCAGCACGAUGCAGUCGUGGAAGUGAUCUCCGGAAUGUGCAGCUGGAGCAGAACCCUCUGGUGUCAACUCCAUCUUCCUCUUCAACCAAAGAUGCUCCUCCAGUCCUUGAAGCAGAACAUUUGCUGUUAGAAGAGCCAGUAUCCCGUUCCUCUGAGCCCACUGACCUACUCAUAGAUGGACAUUCAGACUUGCCGGAGCUGAUGUUAUCUUCCCCUGAUGUGUCUGAAGUUUCUGCUUGUUCUCUGGAGGCAGAGGAACGUUUCCUGAAAUCAGGGAACUUGAAGAGGAAGCGUCAGAGGAAGCCAACUAAGAAGCUCUUGGAAUCCAAUGAUUUGGAUGCUGUGUUUAUGCCAAAGAAGGAGGGGUGGACUCCUCCAAAGAAGUGUUUUGAUGCUGGCCCUCUGGAGAGUGACCUUUCUGAAUUUUAUGCCACACCCCAGUUUUUGGAUCUCGGAGAAGCUCCUGACAGACACCCUGAGAAGCAGAGAAAGCGCAAGAGACAGCGAUGCUCCUCAGCCACAGCGCAUUACAAGAAAGGGAGGAGUGAAGAUGCACUGGGGGAAGCUCCCAGUUCUGAGGGGGAGAUACCUAUCCAUGGGAGUGCUGCAAGCCCCAAGGAGCUCAAUGAGGAUGGGUCUGAGAAUGACCAUGGAGUGCCUUCAUCCAAAAGGAUGCAGGGGGAGCGAGGAGGAGGAGCAGCCCUCAAGGAGAACGUUUGUCAGAUCUGUGAGAAGCCGGGGGAGUUGUUGCUGUGUGAAGCGCAGUGCUGUGGUGCUUUCCACCUGCGGUGCCUCGGGCUCUCAGAAAUGCCGAAGGGCAAGUUCAUCUGCAAUGAGUGUUCGACAGGCGUCCACACCUGCUUUGUGUGCAAGAGCAGCGGGGAGGACGUGAGGCGGUGCUUGCUCCCCUUGUGUGGGAAGUACUACCAUGAAGAGUGUGUGCAGAAGUACCCACCCACGGUCAUGCAGAACAAGGGCUUUCGAUGCUCACUGCACAUCUGUAUGACUUGUCAUGCCGCUAACCCAGCGAACCUUUCUGCGUCUAAAGGUCGCUUGAUGCGUUGUGUUCGGUGUCCAGUGGCAUACCACGCCAACGAUUUCUGUCUGGCUGCGGGGACAGUGAUCCUCGCCUCCAACAGCAUCAUCUGCCCCAAUCACUUCUCUCCACGGAGGGGCUGCCGAAACCAUGAGCACGUCAAUGUCAGCUGGUGCUUUGUCUGCUCAGAAGGGGGCAGCCUUUUGUGCUGUGAGUCAUGCCCAGCUGCUUUUCACCGCGAGUGUCUGAACAUCGAGAUGCCUGAGGGAAGCUGGUACUGUAACGACUGCAAAGCUGGCAAGAAACCACAUUACAAGGAGGUGGUCUGGGUAAAAGUUGGGCGCUACAGGUGGUGGCCAGCUGAGAUUUGCCAUCCUAGAACUAUUCCUGUAAAUAUCCAAAAGAUGAAACAUGACAUUGGCGAGUUUCCUGUGCUGUUUUUUGGGUCCAACGAUUACCUCUGGACGCACCAGGCUCGGGUGUUUCCCUACAUGGAAGGCGAUGUGAGCAGCAAGGACAAGAUGGGCAAGGGAGUGGAUGGCAUUUAUAAGAAAGCUCUGCAGGAAGCGGCUGUGAGGUUUGAAGAGCUGAAGGCACAGAAAGAACUGAGGCAGCUGCAGGAAGACAGAAAGAAUGAUAAGAAGCCUCCUCCUUACAAACAUAUCAAGGUAAACAGACCAGUGGGCAAGGUGCAAAUCUUCACAGCAGACCUGUCUGAGAUACCACGGUGCAACUGCAAACACAGCGAUGAAAACCCCUGUGGCCUGGACUCGGAGUGCAUCAAUCGCAUGCUGCUGUAUGAGUGCCAUCCCCUGGUCUGUCCAGCGGGGGAGCGCUGUCAGAACCAGUGCUUCUCCAAGAGGCAGUACCCAGAGGUAGAAAUCUUCCGCACGCUGGCACGAGGCUGGGGCUUGCAAGCCAAAAGGGACAUUAAAAAGGGUGAGUUUGUUAAUGAAUACGUAGGAGAGCUGAUUGAUGAGGAGGAGUGUCGGGCACGAAUCCGCUACGCACAGGAGCAUGAUAUUACCAACUUCUAUAUGCUGACUUUGGACAAGGAUCGAAUCAUCGAUGCCGGACCGAAGGGCAAUUACGCUCGAUUUAUGAACCAUUGCUGCCAGCCCAACUGUGAGACUCAGAAAUGGUCCGUGAAUGGCGAUACGCGGGUUGGGCUCUUUGCUCUUGUCAAUAUCAAAGCUGGGACUGAGCUGACUUUCAACUACAACCUGGAAUGUUUGGGGAAUGGAAAGACAGUUUGCAAAUGUGGUGCUCCGAAUUGCAGCGGGUUCCUAGGAGUACGGCCAAAGAAUCCCCCUAACCUUACAGAGGAGAAGUCCAAGAAGUUCAAAAGACGGCAGCAGGUAAAGCGCAGGUCACAGGCAGAGGUCAUGAAAGAGCGAGAGGAUGAGUGCUUCAGCUGUGGAGACGGAGGGCAGGUAGUUUCGUGUAAGAAGACAGGCUGCCCCAAAGUGUACCACGCAGACUGCCUCAACCUGACCAAACGGCCAGCAGGGAAGUGGGAGUGCCCUUGGCAUCAGUGUGAUGUGUGUGGCAAAGAAGCAGCUUCCUUCUGUGAGAUGUGUCCCAGGUCCUUCUGCAAGCAGCACCGGGAGGGCAUGCUCUUUAUCUCCAAACUGGAUGGACGCUUAUCGUGCACAGAGCAUGAUCCCUGCGGACCGAACCCUCUAGAGCCAGGGGAAAUUCGUGAGUAUGUGCCUCCCACAGUCCCGCCGGCUAGCCGUCAAAACACGCAGCCCUCUGACCAUCAGCCUGCAGCCUUGGGCCUCAGGCGUCCGCCUUCUGACAGGCUUCCUCUGGCCGUGGCCCUGAGGCUGCAGCCGUCGGACAAGCCCUGCUCCGCCGUGGCCCUGAGGCUGCAGCCGUCGGACAAGCCCUGCUCCGCCGUGGCCCUGAGGCUGCAGCCGUCGGACAAGCCCUGCUCCGCCGUGGCUCUGAGGCUGCAGCCGUCGGACAAGCCCUGCUCCGCCGUGGCUCUGAGGCUGCAGCCGUCGGACAAGCCCUGCUCCGCCGUGGCUCUGAGGCUGCAGCCGUCGGACAAGCCCUGCUCCGCCGUGGCUCUGAGGCUGCAGCCGUCGGACAAGCCCUGCUCCGCCUUGGCUCUGAGGCUGCAGCCGUCGGACAAGCCCUGCAACGCCGUGGCUCUGAGGCUGCAGCCGUCGGACAAGCCCUGCAACGCCGUGGCUCUGAGGCUGCAGCCGUCGGACAAGCCCUGCUCCACUGUGGCUCUGAGGCUGCAGUCAGAUAAACAACCCACCAUUGUAUCCCUGAGGCUUCAGCAGUCAGACAAGCCUCUUGCCACCACCGCAGGCCAGCAGCCUCCACCCUCAGAUGAGUCUCCUUCCGCUGCUGGAGCUCCUCCGCCUCCUCCCGCAGAUGAGUCUCCAACUAAGGGCCUGCAGCCUCUUCCCUUGGACGAGUCUCCCACCGCUACCCAGGUUCAGUGGCCUCAGCUGUUGGGCGAGUCUCCCGCCCUCGCUAGGGUCCCACGGCCUCAGCUGUUGGGCGAGUCUCCCAUCAAGGGCCUGCAGCCCCUGCUGUCAGAUGAGGCUCCCGCCGCUGGGGCCCUGCGGCGUCAGGCGUUGGACAGGCCUCCCACAGCUCCAAGGCUGCUGCUGUCUGAGAAAGCGCUGAGGCCCGGGGAUCAGCCAAAAGAGAGAGUAGUCGCAGCGGUGGAGCCGCAGCAGAAAGAGCGAACUUGUUUACCUGAGGAGCAGACCUCUCGGCCUGCAGGGAAGGCAGUGACACACGUGGGGCAGGCACCUCGGCCCAUGGAGAAAUUGCAGACCUAUGAGCCAAUCCACUGGCCCACUGUGGAAGCACUGACGCCUGCGGAGCAGUCCCCUCGCACCACAGAGAAAUUACAGACCCCUGAGCCGCCGACUCAGGCUGACCGGGAAGUGGCAUCAGCACCCACAGAGCAGAGCCCUUGGACCGCAGAGAGGUUACGUACAUUUGAACAGAUCCCCCGGCCUGCCAGGGAAGCACCAGUGCCCCCAGAGCAGGCUUCGUGGCUUGCCAGGAACAUUCAGACAUUUGAGCAGAUCUCUUGGCUCUCUGGAAAAGCACAGACACCCCUGGGGCAGGCCCCUUUGCCUGAGCAAAACAUAGUGCUAGUCCAUAACCAGGAUUCUCCCAGUCAGGAAUUGGCUGAAUCGAAACCGAAGUGAAGUCAGUGAAUGAGGCAGGCAGGUUGCAGUCGGUUUGUUUGGGGAGAGGGAUUUUCUUUGUUUUGUUUGUUGUUCACGUCCCUGAGCCCAGCCUCAAGCCCAGGCGCUCUCAUGACAUAAGCAAGGACGUUUACCUAAACCGGAGUGUGGCCCAGCCACGGAAAGUGAGCAUCAGCGACCUUUUCCUCUUCCUUUUAGAAACGGUAAUGUUGAAAUAAAGAGUCCACUCCGGAUAAAAUCUCUAAUUCCAUUGAAAUGGUCACGUUCCUGAUCUAGCGCGUCUGCAUCCACAAGGGCUUUCCCAAACAGCUAAGUGGCCCUGAGGAAGCAAUUUCCUUUCUCUUAACUGUUCUGAGUGGAAGCAGAACAACUAGUCUGAACUGGGAUCUCAGACGUUUCCAACGAUUAAAUGGUGCACAGAGUAAUUGGACACGUGUCUUUGCUAGACUCUGAAGAGGGGAAGGGAUUUAGCACUUGUGCUGCCCAAUUCUCCUUCCCCACAGGGUUUUCCUUUGCAAGUGUUUGCCUGAGUGUGCGCAUUGGUAUGUGUCACCAGUGCAAGGCUCACCAAAACACAGGUGCUGUUGUAAAAUGGCGGAGUCCCGUGGAGGAGCCUGCUCCUGCCAGACUGUACAGUUCAUUCCAGCGUGGGCAAGAGAACUGCUCCUGCGCAGGCCCUGUGAUUGGGGGUGGGGGGAGAAGGUCUCUGAAGAUACCAUCUGCCAGGAUUCUUACUCUUGGAUCUUAGCUCUGUAAUGUGGGACAGGCGGAAUUGCCACUGCACAUACAAAGCUGUGAGCUCCGGAGGCAGCUGUAGCAGGGUAGAGCGUGAGUAAGGAUGCCGAGCACGGCCUUUGUCAGGGUAGAGACGCUGCCCUCUGAACGCUCCAGGCAGUUCCUUCUUCACCUUGCUUGUUACCAUGAACUAGCAAACUAAAUAGUCUCUUCCUCCCCCAUCUCAACCACAUGCUUAGGAGUCCUGUUUGCAGAGUGGCUGGUAGCCCUAGCAGAGUGAAUUCUGUGGAAUUCACUCCAUAGUGCAGAGUCAAGAAGCUACUUCAGAAGGCAUGGUGUAUCCAGAAUGGAAAACCAUGUCAACACCCUUCCCCUUGGUUAGCCUCUGUAUUUCCAACCAAAAAUCCCAACAGGAGACUUGAAUUACCUGGACUAUGUUGAAGUGUUUGUGUGUCAGAAAACCAGCCCCUCAAGGUAAUAGUUCUCACACUGGAACACAAUGGCUCUAGUGCCUGGCUGGCCUCUCUCUCUCUCUUUUCCACUAAAGGUAGCUAUGCCUGGUGACUUGCCAGGCUGAUAUUCCGAAUAGACCUGAUGGAGGCAGUGACAUUACCUGCCUGCUAAGGCAGAAAUACACUCUGCUAUGGCACUGAUAAGUUGUGUGGUAGAAUUACAGGCAGGGACUUAGGAAGUGACGCUUGUGACCUGCGAAGGAGUGGCCGGGCAGUCUGCGUUCGUGCUGCCCACGGUUAGUGCAGUAUGCUGUGCCAUCGGGAAGCACUGUCUGAUCAGCACGGCCUCCCAACACAUUACUUACGUUACACACCUGAGCUCCACUGACCUGGGCAGCAGGAGUCCAGCUUCAGCCUGUGUCCCCCAUUGUUUCAGAGAGAGCAGUAGGUCUCUCCCCAGAGGGGGGAGCCCUAGUUCGAUACUAGCCCCUUUCCUCUGACUCGGGAACAGAUCAAGGCUGGCGUUCAGCUCGCAUGUUCGCACUGCUCCAAGAGAGGGCAAUAAUUAGCUUUGCGGGUUUCUGUGAUAGGGAGAGAGAUCUCUGUAACAAGGCAAAUCCUGCUCCAUUCUCCUUUCCAAAGUCAGCUCCCCAAGAGAGUGUCCCCUCUGGGCAGUGCUGUCGUGUGUCUCCUCUCCAGUCUGAAUCGCUUCAGACCCCUCUGUGUAGCUCGUGACUUGGAAAAGCUUUAUGGCUUAUGGAAUCUUAGUGUUUAGUGUUGUUUUUCCAUGAAGACCUGCAGGUCGGUCCCUGAUCUCUGCUGAGCUGGGGGAGAUGCAAGCAGCUAUUGUUUGCGUGACUCCUGCACGGAGGGAAUCAGGUUGUCUCCGCAGAGCCAUUGAGAGAGGAUAAACUAAGGGCAUUUUAUUAACUUUUUAAAAUAAAAACAAAAUUACAAAAAAAAAAAAAAAGGUAAUGAGGUUCCGUAUGUUAAGUAUUUAUCAUGUGUGAGAAGGAAAAUAAAUCUCUAAUUUACAUUGAUCGCCCUUCCCAUGAGCUGGACUUUGCCAUGUAGAUUGUGUGAGUAGGGUGUCCUCUGCGCCAGCCGCCCAGCCAGCGGAGCUAGAACAAGAAAAGAUAUCUGCACUGCUUUGUCCAACUCUGUUUUUGCAAUGUCAUGUGUUACCUAGUUAUUUGUUUCAUGAAAAAUAAACUGUGAAUAUUUUUGGUGCAGGCUAUUUUAAAUCUUUACAAUGGAGAAGUUCUCAGUGAGCGCAGGUUUGAAGAAUCAUUCUUCUAAAUCAUGUGUUUAAAUCUAGGGCGAGGUUCACAGCAGCAGAAUCCCUCCAGCACUCUCGGCAAUUAU